AUGGAUGACAUCCAUGAUUUUGAUACAAUAGAUGUGGAGCUGGAUGCGUACUUCAAAAAGAAACAAGCUUCCCGAUGCAAAGACGAAUUUCUCAAUAUUCUAUGUAAAGAAGACGAUUACGAGGCAGUAGAUGAUGCUCAAACUGAAAAUGAUGCUCAAACUGGAAACAAUGCUCAAACUGGAAUCACUAAAGAAGAAUCAGAUGAAGAUUAUCUGGAAGGUAGUAACGAGGAAGGUAGUGAUGAGGAAUUUGAGUAUUCCACCCACAAUCCAAAGGUGAAAUGGAACAAAAUGAGAUCAAUGCUUGGUGAAAGGUAUGAAUCCCCACAUGAACUGAAAUUGUGUUUGACCAACUAUGAUGUUAGUAAGGGUUUUCAAAUCCGUUUCAAAAAAUGUGAUAGUGUUAGACUAGUGGCAAUAUGUGGAAGUGAUCCAGAGAAGUGUCCAUUUGUGGUUAGGGCUUCUUGGAUGACUACUGAAAGGUCUUUCCAAGUCAAAAAGAUGAUAGACAUUCAUAAAUGUGUUAGGAAUUUUAACAAUUCAAGGCUUAUGGAUCCUACCUGGUUAGCUAGGAAAUUUGUGAAGGAGUUGAUUAGGAAACCUAAUUUAAAAUGCAAAGAGAUGCAGGUAACUAUACAAAGUAAAUUUCAUUGCAAAAUUUCAUGGUCAAAGUGUUAUAGAUCAAGGAUGAGGGCACUAUCGUUAAUUCAUGGGAAUUUGAGUGACCACUACGCAAGAGUUUGGGAUUAUGGGCAUGAGCUACUGAGGUCCAAUCCAAACAGCAUAGUUAGGAUUACAGUUACUGUAAACCCUGAUAAUACCACAACAUUUCAUAGAUUCUACAUUUGCUUUAAAGCAAUAAGAGAGGGGUGGAAAAGGGCAUGUCGUAGGGUAAUAGGAUUGGAUGGUUCUUUUUUGAAGGGACAGUGUAAGGGUGAAUUGUUAACUGCAAUAGGUGGGGAUGCCAAUAAUCAGGUAUAUCUUAUAGCUUGGGCAGUUGUUGAUGUAGAGAACAAGAACAACUGGAAAUGGUUCCUGGAUUUGGUUAAUGAUGAUCUUGGAUUGCAGGGUGGAAAGGGUGUGUGUGUAAUCAGUGACCAACACAAGGGUCUUGUUGAAGCUAGUAAGGAUAUUCUACCAUAUGUUGAGCACAGGCAAUGUGCAAGGCAUAUCUAUGCCAAUUUCAGAAAAGUUUAUAGUGGAGUGCAGUUCAGAAACAUGUUUUGGGCAGCUGCAAAAUCUACCACAGAAGGAGAUUUCAAGUUUAAUAUGGAAAGGAUUAGGGCAAUAAGUUUUGCUGCUUAUGAUCAUCUCAUGGCAAGGGAACCAACUUCAUGGUGCAGGGCUUAUUUCUCUACUGGCUUAGUUUAUGAGGCUGUAGAGAAUGAGAUUGUUGAGUGUUUCACUGCAAUCAUCGUAGACGCAAGAAAGAAACCUUUGCUGACUAUGCUUGAAGAGAUUAGGCUUUACAUGAUGGAAAGGGCUUUCAAUAUGAAACAAGAAGCUGAAAACUUGGUUGGUGAAGUUUGUCCUUCUGCGGUAACAAAGAUGGAAGAAUUUGGAGAAGACAUUAAAAGUUGGCAUGCAGUUCCAAGUGGAGUGAAUGAAUAUGAAAAUAUACACCCAGUUAAUGGAAGUAUCUUAUGGGAAGAAACAAGUUACACUAAGCCCUUUCCACCCAUUGAAAGGAGGAUACCAGGAAGGCCUAGUGUUAAAAGAAGAAGACAUGUUUCAGAAAAUCAAGACAAUUACUCUCAAGUGUCAAGCAAGGGUAGAACUGUCCAGUGUAAAAAUUGUCUACAAAGGGGACACAAUAAAACAUCAUGCAAGAAUCCUAUAGUGGCUCUAGAACCUCAACCAAAGAAAAAAAUGGACAGGCCUAAGUUGGAACCUGAUUUGGUUAAUUGGUCAGGAACUAAAACAGGAUCUAGAGGUGGAGGAAGGGCUGGUGGAAGAGUUGGUGGAGGAAGGAGUAGAGGUGGUGGUAAGGGAUCUAGUAGAAGAGGCAAUAGAGGUGGUGGUAGGGGAUUUAGUGAAGGAGUCCAAACAAAAUAUGGGGAGGGUACUUCUGAGUUUCCUAAAUGUGAGCCUGAAGUUGUUGUCAUUCCAAAUGUUGAGAGUGAAAAUGAUGCAAGUCCAGAUUUUCACAAUCAUAUAAGCUUAACAAUUGACAACCUAAGGAAAUCUUUAUACACUACAGAAGAGAUCAUGGACUGUCUUGGACUUAGUGAAGCAGAAUUACAACAAAUUGAUGGUCUUGGAUUGAGUGAAGCAGAAGUACAAAAAAUUGAAGAUGUGGAUGUUGCUAUGUCACAAGAUGUUGGAAUUGCUAGCCAAAUAAUAGUUGAAGAACUCCCUACAAAUCAAGUACUUGGAGAUGAGGAAAGGAUGAAUGGGGAGGAUGGCAUAGAUGAGCCAGGGAUGGGUGAGGACGACUACAAAGAGGAGCAAAGUGAAUCAAGUCAGGAGGAGGAAGCCUUCGGAAAGGAUAACAGAGAUCCAGUUGCAAAAGGUGGUAGUUGUCAAGAAUGGAAAGGGGAUGAGUUCAUCCAACCCCCUUAG
Messenger RNA from Lactuca saligna, 2562 nucleotides. NCBI's taxonomy places the organism in Eukaryota, Viridiplantae, Streptophyta, Magnoliopsida, Asterales, Asteraceae. The record is from the annotation of a GenBank genome assembly.